AUGAACUAUAUGAAAGCUUGGAGAAGUAAGGAACAUGCAGUAAACGACUUGAGAGGAAAUGCUAGUGACUCGUACAGCCUAAUACCGAGUUUCUUACACAUGGUGGAAAAAACAAACCCUGGAUCAUUUGUGGAUCUGAAAACGGCAGAAGACAACAGCUUGCUCUUUGUUUUCAUGGCGUUGGAUGCAUCCAUAAAAGGGUGGGGAGCAUGCAGACCGAUAGUUGUUGUGGACGGAACGUUCCUCAAAGCGGCUUAUGGGGGAACUUUGUUGUGCGCAUGCACACAAGAUGCAGCAGGUCAUAUUUUUCCACUAGCGUUUUGUGUUGCAGAUUCUGAGAAUGACCAAUCUUGGAAAUGGUUCUUCAAAAAAUUUAAAGAAGCGUAUGGUGUACGGGAACACCAAUGCCUAAUUUCAGACAGAAAUGAAAGCCUCAUCAAAGCAGCGAGAGAAAUCUAUCCAGAAAUUGCACACAGUUACUGCGGUUACCACAUUUUGAGCAACCUUAAAACAAGCUUCAAACAACAUGCUGCCAAAUACAAUCUGCCAUUCUUUGGAGCAGUGAAAGCCUACACAGAAAAGCAAUUCGAGUUCCACAUGGCUGAAUUGGAUGGAUUGGACAAACGCAUAAGACCUUACCUCAAAAAAAUCGGGUAUGAAAAGUGGUCGAGAAUUCAUAGCCAAAACAAGAGGUAUUCCACAAUGACAUCAAACAUAUCGGAAUCAACAGAAACCUUUGCAAAUUUGGCGACAAGGGAGCUACCCAUUACAACGCUGCUAGAAUGCUUGAGAGCAUUGGUGCAACAAUGGACGCAUACUAAUAGGACAAAAGCACAAAACACCUUCACUAAGCUAUCACCAACUGGAGAAGACAUACUGUUGAAGAAUUACACAUACUCAUUGAAUCUGGAGGUAAAAUAUUAA
Molecule: messenger RNA, 924 nt
Organism: Cannabis sativa
Lineage: Eukaryota; Viridiplantae; Streptophyta; Magnoliopsida; Rosales; Cannabaceae
Exons: 1
Coding region: 1-924 (307 amino acids)
Source: RefSeq, a predicted model, not a curated record